AUAAAUGCCACUCUGCCUCUCUCGAGACCAGAGUCCAGACACAGCCAUUUCUUUUUCCUUUGUCUGCUCUCUGCAGUGCUUGUAAAUUGUAACAGAGUCACAACUCCACAAAAACCAUGGCAGACGCAGCAGCAUCGCCAGCUUCGAUGUGGGGUUUCAUCACCGGCUGGUUUACACCCGCUUAUCUUUUCUUGUUGCUUAAUCUGGUAAUCGGCACCAUUGCCCUCACCUCCCGUUUCGGUUCCAACAGAAGAAAGCAAGAGCAAGAGCAAAUCCGACCUCUUGCCAGAUCCCCUUCCCUCUUAGAACGAGUCAAGUCCAUCAACUUAUCAUUCUACAGCUACCCACGGCCUCACUCAGAAGCGACUAACGACUCGGUACACGACACCGAACCAGAAUAUACACCUGGGGCCGGGGUUCAUCCGGUUCAAAUCGAACGAACCCCUUCAUUCUUAGAACGUGUGAUGUCCAUCAAGUUGUCCUCUUUCUCCAACUUCCCACCACCUCACUCAGAAGGGACAAACGACUCAGUACACGACACCGAACCAGAGUACACACCCGGGGCCGGGGUUCACCCGGUUCAACUGGAACAAACCCCUUCAUUCUUAGAACGUGUAAAGUCCAUCAAGUUGUCAUCUUUCUACAACUACGCACCGCCUCACUCAGAAGCGACAAACGACUCAGUACACGACACCGAACCAGAGUACACACCCGGGGUUCAUCCGGUUCAACUCGAACGAGCCUCUUCACUCUUAGAACGUUUAAAGUCCAUCAAGUUGUCCUCUUUCUACAGAUCCGAACCAGAAUCUGAAUUUGUGGCUGAACCUGAAUCGGAUUCGUAUGAGGAUACGGGCCAUGCAUCCGUUACGGAAUUGGAGCAUCAGGUAAAGAGAAGUAAAUCAGAGCCCAGGGUAGCGGCAGAGAGGAAAACACCAGAGAAGAUGAAGAAAUCAGCGAGCGAAAGAGAGGUGGCUGUAGAGGAAGACAGAGAGAGCGUGGAGCGGAGGAGGCCAGCAACGAUGAGGAUAGAAAAGACGGUGUCGUUUGGAGACGAAGGGGUUGACGCGAAAGCCGAUGACUUCAUCAACAGGUUUAAGCAGCAAUUGAAGUUGCAGAGACUGGACUCUCUCUUGCGUUACAGAGACGUGUUCAAAGGAAAGUAGAAAAUAAUUAAAAAAAUAAAUAUUUUGAAAAGUAAUCUCUUUUUCUUUAACUUUUUCUUGGCCAGUCUGCGUUUACUUUGGUUUUGCCUGUAAUGUAACUAAAAGGGAUUCAGCCGUGUCUGCUGCUUGGUCUGUACAAAAAUGCAAGGGUAUUUUGGUCACUUGGAUACUGAUGGAAAUGGAAGUGGAAGUGUGGAAGAUUAAUAUAAAGCCUAGAUGAUGCGCAGGCGCAGCUGGACUCCUUGUCUAAGUGCGGAUGCACAGCGGAAGCAAGGGGAAGAAGAACGGUGUAACCAAAGCGGAAUGACAGAAAUGACCCUACUAUGUAUUUGUUGUUUUGUGUUUUUUAAGAAUUUGGUUGAUUAUCCACUUAUUAAAUGUAAGUUUUAAAUUUAUGAUUCGUCGAAUUUAAAUUAGUUAUAUUAAAUAUUUUUAUUUCUUAAA
Molecule: messenger RNA, 1607 nt
Organism: Hevea brasiliensis (rubber tree)
Lineage: Eukaryota; Viridiplantae; Streptophyta; Magnoliopsida; Malpighiales; Euphorbiaceae
Product: pathogen-associated molecular patterns-induced protein A70
Exons: 1
Coding region: 117-1163 (348 amino acids)
Source: RefSeq, a predicted model, not a curated record